AUGUCUGGCUACGACCAAUAUAACCAAGGCUACUCCCACAACCAAGGCUAUGGCCAGGGUGGAUACCCCCCUCAAGGUGGCUACAAUCAGCAGCAAGGGUACGGACAACCACAGGGUGGCUAUGACCAAGGAUACAACCGUGGCGGGAGCUCCGGUGACUACUACGGCGGUGGUGGCAGUGGUGGAAGCUCCAACGACUACUAUGGUGGCCAGCAGCCACAGCACAGCCAGUACGGCCAACACGCCCAGUACGGCGGCCAGCAGCCUCACGGCCAGCAGAACUCCUACAACCAGUACGGAGGAGGCGACCAACAACAGGCCCCUGGUGGUGCUCAGGAGGGUGAGCGUGGACUGGGUGGAGCACUUGCCGGUGGGUUAGCCGGCGGCUUCGCCGGCCACAAGGCCGAUCACGGAAUCCUCGGAACUAUCGGUGGAGCGAUUAUGGGCAGUAUCGCAGAGGAUGCUAUCAAGAAGCACAGGAACAAGGAGAAAGAGCAGGGCCCUCCUGAAUACGGCAACUAUGGUGGUGGUAGCGGCUACGGCGGUGCUCCCCCUUCGAACCAGGGUGGUGGUAUGAUGGAUCAGUUGGGUAACUUCUUCAACAAGAGGUAG
Molecule: messenger RNA, 612 nt
Organism: Aspergillus tanneri
Lineage: Eukaryota; Fungi; Ascomycota; Eurotiomycetes; Eurotiales; Aspergillaceae
Gene: hel10
Product: putative high expression lethality protein Hel10
Exons: 2
Coding region: 1-612 (203 amino acids)
Source: RefSeq, a predicted model, not a curated record